Molecule: messenger RNA, 3036 nt
Organism: Theobroma cacao (cacao)
Lineage: Eukaryota; Viridiplantae; Streptophyta; Magnoliopsida; Malvales; Malvaceae
Product: ARID/BRIGHT DNA-binding domain-containing protein
Molecular function (GO): DNA binding
Source: RefSeq, a predicted model, not a curated record
CAAGCGGUGUGAGGGGGGGGGGGGGAUUUUUAUUAGGUGAAAGAAAGAUGUGUCCUUUCGGGGUUUUUUAUUUGAGAUUUCUUUAUUAUUAGAAAGGAGUCUUCUUAAACUUAGGGUUCCUUUUUGUUUUGUUACUUUUCGAUUUUUGUUCUUUGGGAGGGGUUGCUUCCUUCUGUUUAUUGGGAAUUUUUCUCGGUUUCCUCGUCUGUCUGGUAAUUUUGCGCAUUCGGGUGCCGUAUUACCUUGCUAAUCCCGUCUGGUUCGGUGGGUUUUCUUCAAUUUUGGAAGUCUCCAUCUUUGGUUUUUAGGGAUUUUGAAGUGUCUGCAAGUACAAAGGAAAGUCCUUUUUCUCGCUCUCUGGUAGAAUUUUGGAAAAUCCUGAGGAUUCUGAAAGGUUUUUGGGGUUUCUGAGAAGGAGGCAUUGGUGCCUUAUACUUAGUGGCAAGCUCGAGUUUGUUGGGUCUGGCAUGUAUGCAUGAUGUUUAGUGCUCAAGGGUCUUCAAGAAAUCAUUGCAGUCUCCUUGCAGUUCUUUCUGGUGGUAACGUUUCUGAUAAUAAACAGAAGCAGCCAGUUUCUGAUGAUAAGCCCAGAUACCCAUUUCCAGAGCUUGCUUCAUCAGGGCGCCUCGAGGUUCAACUUCUGAACAGUCCUAACAUUGAUGAGUUGCGACGGGUUCUUGAAUCAACAGAGCCAAAUGUUGUCUACUUGCAAGGAGAGCAGAAUGCAGAUAGUGAAGAAAUUGGCCCUCUGAUUUGGGGGGAUGUUGAUUUGUCCACCCCAGAAACCUUAUGUGGACUCUUUGAUUCCACAUUGCCUACCACGGUUUAUUUAGAGACCCCCAAUGGUGACAAAUUGGCAGAGGCACUUCACUCACAGGGAGUCCCUUAUGUUAUAUAUUGGAAAAAUACAUUCUCACGUUUUGCAGCUUGCCAUUUUCGUCAAGCACUGUUAUCGGUGAUACAAAGUUCAUGUAGCCAUACAUGGGAUGCAUUCCAGCUUGCCCAUGCUUCUUUUAGACUGUACUGUGUACGAAACAACAAUGUUGUCUCUUCUAAUAGUCAGAAACAAAGUGUUAAGCCAGGACCGCGUCUGCUUGGGGAGGCUCCCAAGAUUGAUGUUUCUCAACCAGAGGUAGAUAUGCAAGGGGAAGAAAGCUCUCCUGAAAAUCUUCCAGCGAUAAAGAUAUAUGAUGAUGAUGUGACUGUGAGGUUUCUUGUUUGUGGAUCACCUUGCAUAUUGGAUGCAUUCCUAUUGGGAUCUUUGGAGGAUGGACUUAAUGCUCUCUUAAGCAUAGAAAUACGCGGGAGCAAACUCCAUAACCGAGCAAGUGCGCCACCACCACCUCUUCAGGCGGGGACAUUUUCUCGUGGUGUAGUGACCAUGCGUUGUGAUUUUUCAACCUGUAGUUCUGCUCACAUAUCACUUUUAGUGUCUGGCAGCGCACAGACUUGUUUUAAUGAUCAGCUCUUGGAAAAUCAUAUAAAGAAUGAGAUAAUCGAGAAGAGUCAGCUAGUCCAUGCACAGUCAAGUUCUGAGGAAAGCAAAUUGCCUUCAUCUGAGCCUCGUAGAUCAGCCUCAAUUGCCUGUGGAGCAAGUGUGUUUGAAGUCUGCAUGAAGGUUCCCACAUGGGCUUCGCAGGUUUUGAGGCAACUUGCACCGGAUGUAUCCUACCGCAGCUUAGUUAUGCUGGGGAUUGCUAGCAUUCAAGGGCUGUCGGUUGCUUCUUUUGAAAAAGAUGAUGCCGAACGCCUGCUUUUCUUUUGUAUGAGGCAGGACAAAGAUCCCCUCCAGGAUAGUUCUGUAAUUGCCAUAUCUCCCAGUUGGUUGGUCCCUCCAGCACCUAGUCGUAAAAGAUCAGAGCCAUGUAAAGACACUAAACCUCUGAACUGUACUGGCAUGGAAGGUGAAAAUGGUAUUGCUAGACCGAAAUCAAAUGUUGCUGCUAUGAGGCCAAUUCCUCACACUCAUCGUCAUAAGAUUAUUCCCUUUUCUGGAUUUUCUGAGGCUGAGAGAUAUGAUGGUGACCAAGGGAAGGUAAACUUGCCUGUAGUUCCUGUGAAGCAGCCUGCUCCUGUUACACAUCGGAAAGCAUUGUCAAGUUCUUAUCAGGCCCAGCAGAUUAUUUCUUUAAAUCCAUUACCUCUUAAGAAACAUGGUUGUGGUAGAGCCCCAAUACAGGUUUGCUCAGAGGAAGAAUUUUUGAGAGAUGUAAUGCAGUUUUUGAUUCUUCGAGGACAUACUCGUCUUGUUCCUCAAGGUGGGUUAGCUGAGUUUCCUGAUGCCAUUCUGAAUGCUAAGCGACUUGACCUAUUUAACUUGUACAGAGAGGUGGUAUCAAGAGGGGGCUUUCAUGUUGGAAAUGGCAUCAAUUGGAAGGGACAAGUGUUCUCAAAGAUGCGCAAUCACACAAUGACAAAUAGAAUGACUGGAGUGGGCAACACACUGAAAAGACACUAUGAGACUUACCUUUUAGAGUAUGAAUUGGCUCAUGAUGAUGUAGAUGGUGAAUGCUGCUUGUUGUGUCACAGUAGCGCAGCAGGUGACUGGGUAAACUGUGGAAUUUGUGGCGAGUGGGCUCACUUUGGCUGUGAUAGGCGGCAGGGGCUUGGAGCCUUUAAGGAUUAUGCAAAAACAGAUGGGCUCGAGUACGUUUGUCCGCACUGCAGCAUCUCAAAUUUCAAGAAGAAACCUCAGAAAACUGUGAAUGGUUAUUAACAAGCUUUGACUCACAUUUUAGAUUCCUACACCCUCCCUUCCCCCCCUUUUCUUUUCCCAACCUAGAAAUAUGUCUCUUUUAGUUUAAUUUUCUUUUUCUUCCUCAACAUAAUGCGUAAGAUAAGGCACGAUAUUAGGAAUGUAAUUAUUGUAUUGUAUCCCCAUUGUUGUUCUCAUAUAUAGAUCAUGCCAUUAACGAGGCCCCCAAUUUUUCCCCAAUAUUUUGUAUUCUGCAGAACAGAUAUCAAGAGGAGUAACUGUAGAAUAUUUUCCUAUUUUACUCAAUUAAUUUAAUGAGGUAGUUUUGUCCUAGAAUGAAA